Messenger RNA from Aspergillus ruber CBS 135680, 411 nucleotides. RefSeq names its product GFA family protein. Gene Ontology annotation, molecular function: carbon-sulfur lyase activity. NCBI's taxonomy places the organism in Eukaryota, Fungi, Ascomycota, Eurotiomycetes, Eurotiales, Aspergillaceae. The transcript is spliced from 4 exons. The coding region runs from base 1 to 411 and encodes 136 amino acids. The record is from RefSeq and is a predicted model, not a curated record.
AUGACUCUGACCGGAUCUUGCAUGUGUGGUGCUAUCGCUUAUGCUGCUGAAUCGGAGCCCCUUAUCACGGCUCUUUGUCACUGUAUUGAUUGCCAGAAGUGGACCGGCAGCGCCUUCACCUCCAACCUCAUGGUCCCCCGCGGCUCUUUCAGUAUCACAAAGGGAACCCCCAAACACUGCGACAUAACCGGCAACUCAGGCAAAAACAACCGCCACUUCUUCUGCCCCGACUGCGGCUCCAGUCUCUACAGCCAACCUGAUAUCAUGCCUGACAUUACAACUAUUAAGGCCGGGACGCUGGAUAAUGGGGAGAAUGGACUGAGGGGGCGUGUGGAUGUGGAGGUAUAUGUUAAGGAUCGGGUGGGGUUUGUGGCGGGCGUUGAGGGAGCGAGACAGGAGAGGACUAUGUGA